This is a messenger RNA of Haplochromis burtoni (Burton's mouthbrooder), 5413 nucleotides long. RefSeq names its product cell division cycle and apoptosis regulator 1 (gene ccar1). Bases 732 to 4481 code for a protein of 1249 amino acids. The record is from RefSeq and is a predicted model, not a curated record. Gene Ontology annotation, cellular component: nucleus. The transcript has 26 exons. NCBI's taxonomy places the organism in Eukaryota, Metazoa, Chordata, Actinopteri, Cichliformes, Cichlidae. Gene Ontology annotation, biological process: regulation of DNA-templated transcription.
ACCUAAAUAAUUAUAAAUAUUUAAUGUAAAUGUAACGUGCACUCUUAAAUUGCAUGCAAGAGAGAGCCUGCCGUCAUUAUGCUGUGUAUUAUUAUGCUUUUAAAAGACUGGUUAUUCACUGCAAGAGCCUGCGAGCUUAAUUCGGGCCUCGCUUUCGACAACAAAUCUAGCACGAGGCUAAUCUGGCAACAAAGCUAACGAUGCGAAAAUGCUACGUGUUAGCUCUAUAUGUGUUGCUAUCGUAUCUGUCGUACAGUAGCCAUGCUGCAUUUUAAUAUAUUUGCAGUUAAACUGGGGACUUUUGAAAGGUGCUGCCUAAGCAAAAUUAACGUAGCUACAAAAGCUCGAGUCAGCUUGUUGUUACCUUCAACAAUAACAACAUUAGCUCACUAGACGAACGGAAACGUUAAGUAGCCUAGCUGCUCACGUUAGCAUACUCUCAGUGAGUAGCUAACGUUAGCUGGACAGCCUUUGAGCCCGUUUUGGUUGCUGUGUCAGCAUAUGCUAAUCUGAAGAGUCCUGGAGAUAACUAUGAGAACACUCUUUCCCACCUCAUUAAAUAAUUAGUAUAGUUUUCUUUUUGGAUUCCCUCGUGUUGCCUUACUAUCAUAGAAACAGUAUACUACAUAUGUGAAGAUUAUUUUGGCAAGUGCACUCAGCGUCAACAUCAUCACCAUGAGCUUGAUAGCAUUGGCCUGGAGAAGAAAGGCUGCCCUUAAUCUGAAUGAGUCAUGGCCCAGUUCGGGGGACAGAAAAAUCCGCCGUGGGCGACUCAGUUUGCUGCCACAGCAGUGUCCCAGCCAGGCCACACAGGACAGUCUCUGGACCUCAACAGCCUGCACUCUCUUGGAGUGCAGCAGCCGUCUCUUCUGGGAGCAUCUCCUGCUGUUUACUCUCAGCAGUCAGCCUUGGCUGCAGCCUCUCUCAGCAACCAGUCUGCUGCAAACUAUCAGCUUUCUCAGCAAACUGCUGCUUUGCAACAGCAAGCUGCAGCAGCCGCUGCAGCAGCAUUACAGCAGUCUCAAAUCAAUACAGCGCUUCAGCAGUAUCAACAACAACAACAGCAGCAGCAACAACAGCAACAGCAGCAACAACAGCAGCAACCUCCCCAACAACCCCCCCAGCAGCAGCUGUACAAUGUACCUCAUCAGCUUCCACAGCCUCAGCAGGCACUCAUUUCUCAGCCCCCUGUCGCCCUGCCCACGAGCCUGAGCCUGUCUAACCCACAGCAGACAGCCCAAAUUACUGUGUCUUAUCCCACACCACGUUCAAGCCACCAACAGCAGACGCAGCCUCAGAAGCAGCGAGUCUUCACUGGUGUCGUCAAUAAGCUGCAUGACACGUUUGGCUUUGUAGAUGAAGAUGUCUUCUUUCAGUUAAGUGCUGUGAAGGGGAAGACUCCCCAGGUGGGUGACAGGGUCCUAGUGGAAGCUGUGUACAACCCGAAUAUGCCGUUCAAGUGGAACGCCCAGCGCAUCCAGACUUUACCUCAACUAGCAAAUCAGUCGCAUCAGCAGCAGCCUCAGCCUUUACCUCAAGCUUCCCCACAGCUCGGCAGCCUUUACAAUGAGCCAGGGAUGCAGCUGCGCUACUCGGACAUGCACACCACUGCGGACAACAGACAAAAUAACCAGCCUCAAACUUCGAGCAUGAUGAAGGCAGCCCCCACCAUGCUGCAGUCACUACCUCCCCCGACCACAUUCAGUGUUCCAGCCCAGGCUCCCCCUCCGUCUCUUCUGCAGGCACAGCUGUCUGCUGCUUCUCUUGCCCCUCUUCUCCAAAACCCUCCUCAGCCUCUGCUGCCACAGCCUCCGCCCAAAGAAGUGUUUCCCGGGGGUCUCCUCCAGCCCCCAGUGAGAAUGAUGGCACAGCCGCAGCCUGUCCGAAGAAUUGAGCCUCCGCCUCGUUUCCCCACUCGCAGCGAUCGAGGCCCUGAGCUCAUCCUCAGGACUAAAGAAGAACGCAGAGACAGAGACCGUGAGCGCAGGCGAUCAAGAGAACGGUCACCCACACGCAAACGUUCCAGAGACCGUUCACCGCGACGUGACCGCUCCCCAAGACGGCCUCGCAGAGUUGUACCUCGCUACACUGUCCAGUUUUCCAAGUUCAGCUUAGAUGGCUCCAGCUGUGACAUGAUGGAGCUGAGGAGGCGCUACCAGAGCCUCUACAUUCCCAGUGACUUCUUUGAUGCUGUCUUCACCUGGGUGGAUGCCUUCCCUUUUACGCGACCCUUCCAGUUUAGUAACGCUUGUAACUUCCAUAUUUUGCACAAAGAGGUGGAUCCUCUAGUCAAGAACACGGCUGUGCUGGACCCUCCUGACGCCAACCAUACCUACAGUGCUAAGGUGAUGCUGCUGGCUAACCCCAGUAUAGAGGAGCUCUAUCAUAAGUCCUGUGCUCUGGCAGAGGACCCACAGGAAGUCAGAGACUCCUUCCAGCAUCCUGCUAGACUGAUUAAGUUUUUGGUGGGCAUGAGAGGUAAAGAUGAGGCCAUGGCCAUUGGUGGUCACUGGUCUCCAUCUCUGGAUGGAGCGGACCCAGAAAAGGAUCCAUCAGUCCUUAUUAAGACAGCGAUACGCUGUUGCAAGGCCCUCACAGGCAUAGACCUUAGUCUGUGCACUCAGUGGUAUCGUUUUGCAGAGAUUCGCUAUCAUCGGCCAGAGGAGACACACAAGGGGCGGACAGUCCCUGCUCAUGUGGAGACAGUGGUUUUGUUUCUUCCGGAUGUUUGGCAUUGUCUUCCUACCCGCUCAGAGUGGGAGGUGCUGUCACGGCGACUCCGGGAGCAGCUGGCUGAGAAGCUGUCGGCCGAGCGAAAGGAGGCAGAUGGAGAACAGGAGGAAGAGGAGAAGGAUGACGAUGAUUUAAAGGACGUUAGUACUCCCACUCACUGGGCUAAACUUGACCCGAAAUCAAUGAAGGUAAAUGACCUGCGCAGGGAGCUCGAUUGUCGCUCUCUAAGCUCUAAGGGGUUAAAGUCACAGCUGAUUGCUCGCCUCACCAAACAGCUAAAGGUGGAGGAGCAGGUAGAGGAGUCCAAGGAGCCCGAGAAAGUAGAGACCAAGGAUGUGGAGGAAGAGGAGCCAGCACGCACUGAGGAUGACAGAGAGGAGGAGGAAAAGAAGAGGCAGGAGGAGCUUGAGCGCCAGCGGAGAGAAAGGCGCUACAUCCUUCCUGAUGAGCCUACCAUCCUUGUACACCCAAACUGGGCAGCCAAGAACGGCAAAUUUGACUGCAGUGUCAUGUCCCUGAGUGUGUUACUGGACUACAGACUAGAAGACAACAAGGAGCACUCAUUUGAAGUUUCUCUGUUUGCUGAGCUUUUUAAUGAGAUGCUGCAGAGAGAUUUUGGUUACCGCAUAUAUAAAGCCCUCGCUGCGCUUCCUACCAAGGACGAGAAGAAGGAGAAGAAAGCCAAAAAAGAGGCUGAAAAGAAAGAGGCUGAAAAGCGUGAAAUGAAGAAGGAGAAAGAAGAAGAGAACGAAGAACCGACAGCAAAGAAGACCAAAGAAGAUGAGGAAGAGAAGAAAAAGUCUGAAGAAAAGACAGUGAAAAAGGAGGAGUCUCGAGAUGAAGAGGAGAAUGAAGAUGAUGGCAGCACAGCCAAUGCUGAAGAAUAUGAUCCCAUGGAGGCUGAAGAUGCAGAUGAUGAUGAGGAUGAUGACAAAGAUGAUGACGACUCCACUGACAGAGACAGAAAAGACCGCAAAGAUGACCGAAAAUCAUCGAAAGAGAGGUCCUCCAAAGAUAAGGAAAGGAAACAGAUGAUCACGCACAACAGGGAGCUGCUGAUGGCGUUUGUCUACUUCGAUCAGAGCCACUGUGGCUAUUUACUUGAGAGAGACCUGGAGGAGAUCUUGUACACACUGGGACUGCAUCUCUCUCGUGCUCAGAUAAAGAAGCUUUUGAACAAACCUGUUGUCAGAGAAUCGUGUUACUACCGAAAACUGACAGACAGGGGAAAAGAUGAACCCAUUCCUUCUUUCAAUGAAGCCCAGAUUGAAAAUCUCACAGGUAACCGAGGACUGCUUCCUGCUUCUAAAACUCGUGCUCAGUCAGAGGCCAGCGAGUCUGGUAACCUGAUCGUGUAUAACGGAGCUAUGGUUGACAUCGGCAGCAUGAUGCAGAAGCUAGAGAAGAGUGAGAAGGCGAGAGAGGAAAUAGAGCAGAAGCUUAUGUUGCAGGAUACUAAAAUGGACGAAGACGCAAAGGUUAAAGCUCAGCUGGAUCAAGCCAACAAAUCUUUGUCGAGGGAGCUGGAGGAGGUGAAAAGCACUCUGAGCCAAACCGAGCAGACUCUGAAGACUGUGGAGGAAGAGAAGAAAGUCUACCGUGAGCUCCUGAGCAAAUCAGCAAACUCACUGAUGUCCACUGUGAAAGGAGUGCUGGAAGUGCUGAAGAAGGAUCAGGACAUAGACGAGCCUGGCAGCGAAGUCGCCGCUGAUCGCAGUCGGACAUCCCAGACGAACGGCGCAGAUUAAUAAGUGACAGAUUUCAAAGGAAUGAAGCUAAUCAGUACUGAUUAUCUUAAACUGUAAAUAUUCACUACACGAGUAAUUUGACUGUGUUAUAUUUGAACCCGUUGUCUCCCAAGUAUGUUUAAUUUAAUGAAUUAGUUCCCUUGUAAUAAUUUGACCACCUCCUCUGUUUCUGAGGAGUUACUUUUCUUACUUAGAGUAAUUUUAACGAUAACAAAGCUUUGAAGCGCUUAUUUUCAAAGUGAUUUGAGUUGCUAGCAUCUUUUUGCCAUCGCGUUUGCUUUGCUAAGGCCGCUCAAGUGCCACUCUGUAGAUUUAAAUGCAGGCGUGUGUGUGUGUUACUUGAGUCUUGUUUUUUUUUUUUUUCUUCUUCUAAUGAGCAAUAAUGAUGCUAUUUAUGUGCGAGAGUAUUCAUAAAAUAUUUAAAAGAAGCUAAUUUUGGAUGGAAGGAAGUGUUGGAGUGUUCCCGUGUGCUUCAGACAGAAGCACUUCCUUAACCAGCCCCUCUUUAUUUCUCACAGCUCUGCUCGGUUUGUAGUCCUUUGGCUGGUUUAACAGGUUUCUGCAGGAUUUUUUUCCCCCACACACACGGCUAUGCAUGGUUCCUGCCUGUCAUGGACUUUUUUUUUCUGUCUCAUUGUAUCCACCAACUUCUGCGCUGCCACUUUAAUGUUUUACUGUGACCAGCGUUUGUCGUGUUUUCUGCUAAAGGAAACUAACACAUGAACCAAAAGUUAAGCUUAAUGAAUGUGUGUUCUGCUGAAGGAAUGAACACUUGAGAUCCAUCUCUAAAUUGUGUGCAUUGGUUUGGGUUCUUAACAAGAGGCACAGUUGCGUUUUAAAUGUGCUCCAAAGCAGGCGAUUUUAUUUUUAUAUUGAAAAUGCGCUCUAUGGAUGUCUUGUGCAAGAGUAAAGUGGUCCAUUUUAACACUACA